This is a messenger RNA of Globicephala melas (long-finned pilot whale), 612 nucleotides long. RefSeq names its product transmembrane 4 L six family member 4 (gene TM4SF4). The record is from RefSeq and is a predicted model, not a curated record. NCBI's taxonomy places the organism in Eukaryota, Metazoa, Chordata, Mammalia, Artiodactyla, Delphinidae. Gene Ontology annotation, cellular component: membrane.
AUGUGCACUGAGAGGUGUGCCAAGUGCCUGGGCAGCACCCUCAUUCCCCUCGCUGUGUCUGGCUUCCUGGCUCACCUCCUGCUGUUUUUCCCUGGAGGAAAAGUGAUAGACAACAAUGACCACCUUUCUGACGAGGUCUGGUAUUUUGGAGGAAUAUUAGGAAGCGGGGUCUUGAUGAUCUUCCCUGCGCUGGUGUUCUUGGGCCUGGAGAAAAAUGACUGCUGCAUGUGCUGUGGCAACGAGAGCUGUGGGAAACGCUUUGCGAUGUUCACCUCCACAAUAUUUGCUGUGGUUGGAGUCUUGGGUGCCGGAUACUCAUUUAUCAUCUCAGCUGUCUCAAUCAACAAGGGUCCAAAAUGCCUCAUGGUCAAUAAUAGCACGUGGGGCUACCCCUUCCUGGACGGAGAUUACCUCAGGGACAGGGACUUAUGGAGCCAGUGCGAAAAGCCUGACAACGUGAUUCCCUGGCAUCUGACCCUCUUCUCCAUCCUGCUGAUCAUAGGGGCGGUUCAGAUACUUAUCUGUGCCAUCCAGGUGAUCAACGGGCUCCUGGGGACCCUGUGUGGAGACUAUCAGUGCUGUGGCUGCUGUCGGGGAGAUGGACCAGUCUAA